This is a messenger RNA of Hordeum vulgare subsp. vulgare (domesticated barley), 1251 nucleotides long. RefSeq names its product transcription factor WRKY19-like. NCBI's taxonomy places the organism in Eukaryota, Viridiplantae, Streptophyta, Magnoliopsida, Poales, Poaceae. The record is from RefSeq and is a predicted model, not a curated record. Gene Ontology annotation, cellular component: nucleus. Bases 177 to 965 code for a protein of 262 amino acids. Gene Ontology annotation, molecular function: transcription cis-regulatory region binding; DNA-binding transcription factor activity. Gene Ontology annotation, biological process: regulation of DNA-templated transcription. The transcript has a single exon.
CAAACUUGCGGACGGGUUCACGGUCAUGAACUGUGCUUGGCGCUUACCCGGUCCGGCACUAUAAAUCCUACUCCUCCCCUGCCGCCACCACACCAAGUUCAUCCUCAGUUCAUCACAAGACGCCACUGAUCGGCAAGCUAACUAACUAGGUGCUGAGCUGAACCGGGGGGGCAGGCAUGGAGGACACGGCGGCGACGCUGGCGGCGGAGCUGGACCGGCUGCUUGCCAUGGCGAGGGAGCUGGAGGCGCGCGUCGACGGCGACCAGGGCGCGCCGGGCGACGCCAGGCAGCUCUGCGCGGCGCUGGCCGAGUCCGUGGACAGGGCCAUCCGCCUCGCCGGGCGCAGCCCGCCCGGCGGCGAGGGCGAGGGCGAGGGCAAUGCCACCGGCAGGUCGAGCGUGACCGGGCAGGUCAGGGGCGGCAGGAAGUCGGCGGCGGACAAGGUGCGGACGCAGGUGCGGGUAGCGUCGGUGACGGACGUGGGGCCGCUCAACGACGGGCUCAGCUGGCGCAAGUACGGCCAGAAGGACAUCCUGGGGGCCACGUACCCCAGGGCAUACUUCCGGUGCACGCACCGGCACACGCAGGGCUGCCGGGCCACCAAGCAGGUACAGCGCGCCCACGCCGACCCGCUGCUCUUCGACGUCCUGUACCUCGGCGCGCACACCUGCGCCCAGGCCGCCGCGGUCCUGGCCAGCCUGGAGCACCAGCCUCCUGCCGCCUUCGGCCUGGAGCAGCAGCAGCAGCAGAGCAGCUCGCCGGAAGGGAUCCAGUGGCCGGUAGAGUCCCUGACGCCGCCUUCCUUCCCCUCGUCGCCGGCGGGCUGCUACACGCCGGGGAACCCCUGGUGCCAGCUUGCCGGCAGCCACGGCUACGCUGACAUGGCGUACGAGUACGACCCUCAGUUCGACGAGCUGUUGUUGAAUCUGUCCGAGGUGUUCCAACCCGAGGUUCAGAACCUGUAGGCGCCGCGGCCAGUAUCGUACUGUAUUUAGAUUCAGACUCGUGUGAUCGCCGGCCUGGGCAGACGUGCUGCUGUUGAAUCUCUGGAGCAGGGGAUCGGCAUCGAAGGAGAAGUAGUUAGUGUUACUCCAACUGGUUCCGACCAGGUUAUUGAAGGAGUCGUGUAGGAUGUUAGCUCGGUUGCCCAUGGUGAGAGAAAACAACUGAACCAUCAACAUCUAGAGCCUUAUAAUAUGAUUCUUCCGGAGCCGAAACGUAGAGCAAAUAUGAAACUACUCUCUCCCUUCA